ACUCUACUCUGAUUUGUUUCUAACAACACGACUUUUCAUGUAGUCCCUUUACCUUUUACUUCUGUUCUAGCUAAAAAAAAAUAAAAUACUAAUAAAAGUAUGACUUCUUAUAUUACAUAUUUACUUACUUACCUUUAAGGCUAAUGCAGAGAAUUGGUACCAGUAGAGAUAAAUUUAGGGUUCAGGUUAGGUUUAGGGAUACAAUUCAGGGUUCGUUUACUUAGUCACUAAUUUAGAAAUUUAGUAAGUAAGUAAUUUAGUUAGUGACUACUGUGUGAGUGUGACAGUGAAUCAGUGAAUUAUAAAAGUCAUUAAAAGUUCACGGGUCGUGGCAACGAAGGAGGCGGCCGCGUGAUCAUAUGUCAUGGCACCAAUUGAAAUUGUCUGCAUUUACCACAUUUAAAUAAAUGACUGACUGAGUCUUAGACUUAGUCCACUCAGUGAUGAUUGACAAUGAUUGGUAUUCUAUUACUAUUCUAUUAGUAUUAGUCAGGGGCGUGAUUUCAGUUCUUUUCAGAAAAGGGGGGGGGGGCAAAACUCUGUCGGCUUCUUAAAUUGUUUAUUACUGGGUGCUCCACAUUACAUAUGGCAUGUCAAUUUAAAUAAAACCUGAAAAUUCGGUUGGGGGGGGGGCAAAUAUCCCGCCCUACCCAAAACACGUCCCUGUCAUUAGUUGUAAUUGUAGUAACUGUACGAGUACUUAGUACUAAUACUAAUAGUAAAGUAAUAGUCAUCUUGGCCUAUACUAAAUUUAAUUAAUUAUUAUUUUAUGAUAAAAAGCCUUUAUUGGGCCUAUAUAUAUAUUUUUUUUUUUUUCAGAUUGUGCUGGUAGCAGCCUUCCUUGCUAACUGUAAAAAAUACUUCACUAAAUGAAUCAUUGAAUGGUCUCUUAUUUAGUGAAUUUAGUGAAUGGUUCAGUCAUAUAAAUAAUUCUAAUAAUUCUUGCUUUAAAGUUAAAGCACUUUUUAAGUUUUUUAAUUUUCUCUAUACUUAAAUAUAUGAGUGAGAUAAAUAGAAGUAGACCCAUUACUAUUAACUUCUAUGAAGUUUAACUACAGUACUCAUAAUCAUAUCUAACAACAAGCCUCAAACUAUAGUCAUGGAAAUGUCAACACUAAUCAGAAACAAUCCAAAACUGGCAAUGGCUAUAUGUUUUGGAGGAGGGUUCCUUGCUGCUUAUAUCCUGUGCAGGUGGAGAAGAUACUAUGCUAUGCCUAAUCUAUUGGUAAAGUAAAGAAUUAUACCUACUAAUUGAAAUUGUAAUAGUUUAGAGAAUUUUAGAUUUAUAACAAAGAAAUAUUAUAAAUUGAUUUUUCAUUUCAAACCUUUUAAAUCUCUCGACACAUGAAAUGCUAAUAGUGUAAUGUGUGUAACAUAUUUAAAAAAAAAUAAAUUAAUCAUGGUCUAACAUUUUCUGUAUUUCUAAAAUAUUUCCAUCAGAAUCAAGCCCAGCUUGGUCAAGGAGAAGGGAACGCAGUGUCUGGGGAAUACAAAAUGGUGCUAGUGGUCAGGAAUGAUCUCAAAAUGGGUAAAGGAAAAAUAGGUGCUCAGGUAAUUUAACAGAAAGGCAUUAUUAAAAGUCGAAUUCAAAUAUCAGAUCUAAUGUUAUUUAUUGUGAAGACCAUGUCAACUAAAAAUGUAUGGCUUAAAAUUAAAACAUCUUAAGAAAUUUUUGUAUUCCUUCUCUUUCAAGUCUCAAGCUUAGAGUUACAACAAAAGAAAUUAAUCAUCUUUUUGUUUAAAUGAGUUUUUUUUUUUUUAAUGUUAGUGGAUAAUGAAAGGUCUUUUGAAACGAAAACCAUGAUUUAAAAAAUUGACCCUGUUACUAAGCUAUGUUCUGCAUAAUCUAAUAUGUCGAAUUUACCAUUUGACAGUGUGCCCAUGCAGCAGUAGCAGCAGUUGAUAAAUACAGCCGUGAUAACCUCCCUGCAUUGAAACAUUGGCAGAGAAGAGGACAGCCAAAAGUAGUUCUUAAGGUUGAUGAUGAACAAGCUUUGUAAGGGUGUCUCUUAGUAUUUUUAACAUUAUUUACAGCACGCUGUUUGCUUUAAGAUUAAAGAGGGGCACUUAACAAAAUUGAUAGUAAGGCAUUGGUUUACCAUAUUUAAAGGAAGGCCAGUUUAAAAACUCACUUGUAUUUGUAGCACAUUUCUUCUGAGUUUAUAUAAUAUAUGUUAACAAAAUUAUAUUUUUGCCCAUUCAGUUUUGAUUUGACAAAAGUUGCUGAAAUGGAAGGAGUAGGAACGUGCCUUAUUACUGACGCUGGCCGGACACAAAUAGCUCCUGGUUCUAAGACAGUAUUAGCAGUUGGACCUGGUACUUACCAAUUUUAAUGGUUUGCUUAUUAGUGAUAUUCUCUAAGACUGCAUGACUUUUAUUUUUUUUUUAGUAUCACAAACCAGAUUUUACUUAUUUAUUAGGUAUUUUGAGCAGUUUCUUUAUUUGCCUUUCUUAUAUAAUAUAUAUUAAAAAAAUUAAAUCUAUAUUAAAAGAUAAUCAACAUCAUUGGGACUAAUCUGUUUUAUUAGGCUGCCCUAGUCUGUGUGGUAUGCCACUGCUGCAUAGAUAAUCCAUUAAAUAUCUGAUUUUUACUUAUUCAGCACCAUCCACUCUUUUUAUAGUCAGAUAACUGGAAUAUCUUAUCAUUUUAGUUGGAUAUUGACAGGUCAUACUCAUAACAUUAGAUUAUUAUUAGCUAAGACUUCAAAAGUUUAUAACAUUACAAUUGGCCACCAAAUAAUGUUAUUAUAUAUUCCUAAUUACCUCAAUAAUGGUAAUUUUUUCUGUAAGCUGGUGAAUUGAAUCUCCCCCUAAAAACAUUUUCAUAUGCACUAUUCUUUUUUUUUUUUUGGUGACAUUAUUUUAAAUAUUUAAAUUAUGUUUAGUGUUCUCCAUAUUAAUAUUACACAUUUUAAUGCUUUUCUUUCCAAGAUGUAGUAAAUAUUUUAUGGAUUUUGUUUUUCAGGACCAGCAAGUAAAAUUGACAAGAUUACUGGACAUUUAAAACUAUUAUGAGUAAAGUUUAUAAUAUUACAAUUUAAUUCACAUGACUCAUUGCAUUUUCAAUGUCUUGUAAAGUCCAUUUUUUCCCCAUCAAUAAAAUCCUUUCACUUUAAAAAUACCACAGCUGGAUGAAAAUUAUUUGUUGGUUUGAAUAUGUCUUUUGCCAAAUCAAUCCAGUCGAUUAAUUAACUGCGUUUUCUAAUUUGUUCUUCAAGAUAUCAGGCACAAAAAUUGUAGAAGUCUAAAUUGUGUGGAACGGUUAAAUAAAUUAUAAAAAUUUUGAAACCAUUCUGCCUCAAAAUCUAUAUUAUUAAUAUAUGGCAUCCUUCCGUCUACGUUAGACGAUGGAGUAGCUAUGUAGUGUAGUCCUACACUUCGACGAGUGGCUAACUAGGCCAAUCCUGGAAUGACAAUCUCGACCGCAUCUCUCGCAGGAGAAUAUU
Molecule: messenger RNA, 3446 nt
Organism: Lymnaea stagnalis (great pond snail)
Lineage: Eukaryota; Metazoa; Mollusca; Gastropoda; Lymnaeidae
Source: the annotation of a GenBank genome assembly